CUGUCGGCGCAUCCUCCUCGCAGGGAAAGAGAAAGCGUGAGAGCACAAUUCAAGCUCUAUUUUGAAUCUUCUCGUGACGCUCCUCCUGCAGGCCAAGAGCCUUGAGUGUAACCACGCUUGCCAUGGAGAAUCCGUGUCAGGAAUCUCACCGUGGGAGGAUUCCUCAGUAUCUGUCCGCCAUCUACGAAUGGAGCAAUGUAGGGGAGCUUGAGCGAUGCGUUGAGGAAGCUUUUACACAAAGUUAGAGGUCGUUGAUGAAGCUCGGUGUCUGCUUGCUUAGCCCGUGUGUGAAGAGACAGUGUGUUUUUCUUUUUAUAGUUCUCGGGGGUUAUAUCUCUGUACAAUUUCUUGUUUAGGUUGUGAAUCCGCUGCCGGUUCCGUUGACAGGCGCCUUUGUUGUGGAGUUUUUUUCUUUUUUCUUUUUUCUCUCUGAAGGCAAAGUCAUCAACGGAAAUGGCUACAGUAUGGAUAUCAGCGUCCCCAUUCGACAUUGUUGCUGUGAUUGUGGAAGUGUAGUCUUCGGUGGUGUCUCAGGGAGGACGCAGGUUUACGAUGUGCGCUCUAAGUUUCUGCUUGAAUGUAGAAAAUCAAGACGCAGAUGUAUAGGGUCCAAGUGAUCCUUCGAGGGUGUGAUACAAGUUGGUGAUGUUUGAGAAAUGUGAAGGUUGUGAGCGAGUUGAAGAUUAUUUGAGAUGGCACAAGCUGCUGGGCACGGAGGUGGAGGGAGAAAUUUGAGAAUUAGUCCCCACGAAACACCGCGAAUCAGUAACAUAACCUCUUCAUUCCGCAAUUUUCUCGGGCUUCGGAAAACAACAAGUCCGGGCUCUAGCUUGCACAGCUCUUCAUCAGAACCGCUAAGCUCACGACCCUCCGAUGCAAGCUUUUCGGAAGUGGAAGGUGCAUGUUUGGGUGCCUUGAAGCUUAACCUUGGUACAGUGUCGUUAGAAAGAGAUCCCUCUCAAAACGCAGAGGCAGAGAUUAGCAUUUGCAGAUGCUUCAGCAGUAGUAGAUUGCACGAAUCGCGUCGAGAGAACCAGAACGUUGUUACGUUGGCCUUCGACGCGAGCGUGAGGGAGAUCUCUCAUGCAGGCAUUAUCUGGGCGAUGGAGCACACUCUCAAGAGAGGCGAUGUUCUUACCAUUGUCUCUGUUUUAAGCUCUAUCCGCGGGCCAUUUGGGAUACCGAUCAAGGUUGGCGACCAGAAAUGGCUGACUGCCAACCAGAAGCUCGUGGAGGAAGAGAUUCGUUGCAAGAUAAAUAUGUGGAAAGAAUUUCCAGGGCUACAGUAUCGGUGCGAGGAAGGAGGCUUACAGCUGGUGGUAAUCGUGAAAGCAGCGCAUCGGCCAGAGGUGGCUAUUGUCAAAGAAGCCAUCAAACAGGGCGCGGCGCAUGUGGUGCUUGACAAGAGCUUGAAGAACCGGAGACGAGAGUUUUACCUUCAAAACCUUACAUGCUGCGUGACCAGAAUGCGGAGAAGUGGAGGAGUACAAGUCAUCCGGUCCAGCUCAGAGCCACAUUCCCCAACCUCCGUGAUUCCAUCACCGCGUUUGAGCUAUGGAGACCAGGUUGCUGAAUUCGAGAACACCUUGGGAACCAAACGGCUUUCCCUGCCUCUGGUUGCAGCUUCUUUGUCAUCCUCCUCGCAACGUUCAAGUAUUGUAAGGCAUAACUUGUCAUCGUCCUUCAAAUCCACCUCCACUGUCACCGAUCACCACGACAUAGAUGACGACCUCUUCAGCAUCUAUCACGGCGCCACCCGCCAUAACGAACUCGCCACCGAGCUCCUUGUCACGAAUACACGCCCGUCGUGUUACGAGAGCGACGAGCUUUUUGCCAGCGGCAAUGCCGAUACAACAUCCACGAAUUCCAACCUUGCCAUCACUGAGCCUUUGACGCAGGUCGUAAUUUCGAGAGUGACUUUUGUAGUCGGGUUGGCCCAAUCCGUGGAGAUUAUCCUCCGCGGUGCGCUUCGGCCAGGAGAGGGUUUGUUAGUAGGAUCGUCACCCUCAGCAUUGUUUCUCUUGCAAGGAGAUGCUAUGUCGUGUCACAGAUUGAGCGCCGGCACGUCAGGAUCCUAUAUCGCCAUGGAGGGGAGAAUGGCGAUGAAACUCGCGUACCUGGAGUCUGACCAACGAGUUCUAGCGGUGGAUACCUACGGCCGGGUGAGAUCCAUACCGAUAGACCACGCAAUUACAACUGCGAAGCCAUUGGUGUUAGUCGAAGCGCACAGCGAGGGACGACGACAUAGUGUGAUGCUCCAUCACAGCGAUUCUCUGUGUUUGAGUGCACAGUACGGCACAGGUGAAGCGGGAGCGGUGAGGAUAUCUGUCAAAAGCUUGAAGAUUGGCGACAAUGUUUUGUUGCGAUUAAGAUCAACCGAACCAUCUCAUGCCAUCUGUCUUCAAGCUCUUACCUCUGAAUAAUCUACUUCCAGUUUUUACACUAUCUCCUGGAGCGAUUCAGAUGAGCUAUUCCGAGGAUUCAUUCGAAGCUGCUGAGGAGAAUUGAGCGAUCCAACUUGUAAUUUUAGAACAUGUAGAGCUGCGUUCGAAUUCCUCUUUAGAAUAUGCUGAAAAUACUCGAGAAUUCUCCACUCACCUGACUUAUUUAUGGACGAACGUGACGGUGGGCAGCAGAUGAACUUGGCAGUGUCGCAGGAGACUGUACACGAUGUACAGUUGUCUUACCUUGUGGGCAUGUCGAACGACAACUUAAGUCUAACUGAGGCUGCAGAUUGUGCCGAAUUCGGUCGUGCGUUUAGCCAAACUGUCUUGGACUAUCAAGACUUAGAACCUUAUUCAGUUUUGCCUUGUUCUUGCGAAUUUACAAGUCAGAUGUUAGUCUCCUGGUUGAAAUUGCCGGGCCUUGCAUCCUCGACGAUGCCCUGGUUUUACUCCUUAGAGCCCUUGUUGUGAACCUUAUUUGAAGCUUAAGUUUGCAGUA
Molecule: messenger RNA, 2943 nt
Organism: Physcomitrium patens
Lineage: Eukaryota; Viridiplantae; Streptophyta; Bryopsida; Funariales; Funariaceae
Source: RefSeq, a predicted model, not a curated record